Molecule: messenger RNA, 1248 nt
Organism: Impatiens glandulifera
Lineage: Eukaryota; Viridiplantae; Streptophyta; Magnoliopsida; Ericales; Balsaminaceae
Product: amino acid transporter AVT1J-like
Exons: 3
Coding region: 1-1248 (415 amino acids)
Cellular component (GO): plasma membrane
Source: RefSeq, a predicted model, not a curated record
AUGGAAGCAGAGUAUAGUAUCACCGUUCCUAUCUUGCAAGAAGUUUAUGAUACUAACCAGAAGCAGCAGCAGUUUGUUGACGACCAAACCAACAACACCGGCGAAACCUCCUUCAUCAAAACCUGUCUUAAUUGCAUCAACGCCUUGUGUGGCAUUGGAAUACUAUCCGUUCCUUAUGCACUAGCAUCGGGUGGAUGGGUAUGUUUGAUCCUUCUUUUUGUCCUAGCCACUUGUACAUUCUACGCAGGAUUAUUAAUCAAGAAAUGUAUAGACAUUGAUCCAAAAAACAUCACAACUUACACUGACAUUGCCAAAAUAGCAUUUGGAAACAGGGGAAGAUGGAUCAUCUCACUUUUCAUGAAUUUGGAGCUUUACUUCAUCGCUACUGGAUUCCUAAUCCUAGAAGGCGACAACUUGCAUAAACUGCUGCCCCAUGUUCUUUCCCACACAUUUGUCAUCCUAGUUGCUCUUGUCAUAAUAUUGCCUACUGUUUGGAUUGAUAACUUGACCAUCCUUUCUUAUAUAUCUGCAACCGGCAUUUUAGCUUCAGGAAUCAUUCUAGCCUCGGUUCUUUGGACCGGCCUUGGUUUUCAUGGCAGCGGUGGCGAUCGUGUCAUUCUUAAUCCGAAAGGAAUCCCAACCGCUUUGAGCUUGUACGUUUACUCUUACUGCGGUCAUCCUGUUUUCCCAACCUUAUACACUUCCAUGAAAGACAGAACACAGUUUUCCAAGGUUUUAUUCAUAGCUUUUUCAAUAAGUACAAUAUGUUAUGCAUCAAUUGCAGUUCUGGGUUACCUAAUGUUUGGUUCAAGUCUUCAGUCUCAGAUUACUUUAAACCUACCAACAGACAGAAUUAGCUCAAGGAUUGCUAUAUAUACUGCUUUGGUGAACCCUAUAUCAAAGUAUGCAUUAAUGGUAACCCCAAUUGUAACUGGUAUUGAGAAGAAGAUUUCAUCACAUUACAAUAAAAGAACAUGUCAGGUCUUAAUAAGGACAGCCCUGGUGAUCAGCACUGUUUUUGUGGCUGUGGCGGUUCCCUUCUUUGGGGAACUCAUGUCACUUGUUGGGGCCUUUUUAAGUGUUUUUGUAUCCAUUGUUUUCCCAUGUUUAUGUUACUUAAAGCUUUCGGGGAUUUACAUGAAGAAUGGAUUUGAACGGGUGAUUAUCAUGGUUAUUGUGUUAAUGGGCAUAGUCACUGCAGUUUGUGGUACUUAUGUAGCUAUUCAACAAUUAAUAUCCCACUUGUAA